GUUUAGCUAGCGUUUGAAUAUAUUUAAGAUGAGUAGCGUUAAAUCAUUAUUUUUUGGCAUAAGCUCAUUUACUUUUCACUUGUUUUAACAUGUUAAAUGUUUACAACGAAUGUUCUUUGGCAUUAUUUCGGCAUUUCUCAUAUUACUCCAGAUGGUGGCAGUGUUACACCGAGCAUGCCGAGAUGAAAAACACAAGGAAGACACGUCCUGCUUUCUGGUCAUGAGUUCAAAUUUACAAGCGGGACAAAUAGCUAUAGCUAUCUAGGCUCUGUAGUCUGUCAAACUUUAAUAACAUGGAAUUUGACGAGAGCCUCUUAAUCCAACGUACAAACGCUGCAAAGCUAGGUACAGAGGCGGAACACAAGCAGCGGAUGACUCUCCACUGUCAGCAAUGCAACACCGUCCUGGGGGACUCCCUCGGCGUCUGUGGGGAGAUUACAUGUGUGGACGCUAUCGUGUGUAUAAGAGUAACCGAUGAUGUGGUCAUCAGUGAUGCAAUGGAGUCAGGACAUAAAGACGCAAUGGCUAAUUGCAUCUACAGUUCUCUAACAUGCCGCGGCUGCCGCUGUGCUGUGGGGAAAGUCAUUCACUCUGCCCCGUCGCGUUUGGCCACGGUCCGCUCCAUGUUUCUCCUCUACAAAGCAAACAUCAGUUGUUACAUCCUUGACUGCUGCUCAAUGGUGAAGGCCUCCACACUUACAUUUGAUGUGAAGCCCCUCAGUGAAAGCAUGAAUAAGGUGAGGCAGCAGUUUGAAGUGCAGCUGGAUCAGAUGUCACGCAUUAAGAGCAGACUGGCUGACAGAAGUGUGACCAGUGAAUUUGUCUAGUAGUACGAACAUGCAAUCUCCACUGUACCUAGUCCUGGGAUUAGGGAUGUGUGUUCUCUUGUAUACUUGUUUGUGUUGUAACUUGUGUUUUUUCAGUGUUUCCACGUAAAGC
This is a messenger RNA of Sander lucioperca (pikeperch), 939 nucleotides long. RefSeq names its product opa interacting protein 5 (gene oip5). Gene Ontology annotation, cellular component: chromatin; chromosome, centromeric region; nucleus. The transcript is spliced from 5 exons. The coding region runs from base 294 to 827 and encodes 177 amino acids. Gene Ontology annotation, biological process: CENP-A containing chromatin assembly; chromosome segregation. The record is from RefSeq and is a predicted model, not a curated record. NCBI's taxonomy places the organism in Eukaryota, Metazoa, Chordata, Actinopteri, Perciformes, Percidae.